AUGGGUGGUCCGGCUAUAAUCGAUGGUAAAUAUCAUUUGUAUACGGAUAAUUUUCUUCCGUGUAAAUUUAUGGUAAACAACGUUGCGUAUUGUAGUUCAGAAAAUUAUUUUCAAUGUGCAAAAGCUACUAAUGCACACGAUCAUGAGAUUGUCAGAAGAUCGGGUUCAGGUAUGGAUUGUUGGCUGGCUGGUGCACAAAUCGAUCUUCGCCCAGAUUGGGAACAAGUUAAAGUAAGAGAAAUGUAUGUGGGAAACAAGGCAAAAUUUGAACAAAAUUUCGAUUUUGGAAAACAAUUGGUUGCCACUAAGGGUCCAAUUGUGUUUGGUGGAUCGACGUCCUUUUGGAACAAAUGGAACGGAUUAAUUUUAGACAGAGUUAGAGCUGAGUUGAGACAAGAUCAACAAAUAGUAGAAAAAAUUAAACAGUUGAUGGACAAAUAUGAGCAAACCAAUGUUAAUAAAAACAUCCACUUCACGUCACUAAUUGCAGCAUCACGUCUACAACUAUUCUUUAAAUUUAUAUCACCAUUUUUAAGAAGAUUAUAA
Messenger RNA from Didymodactylos carnosus, 546 nucleotides. NCBI's taxonomy places the organism in Eukaryota, Metazoa, Rotifera, Eurotatoria, Philodinida, Philodinidae. The record is from the annotation of a GenBank genome assembly.